CCACUCUCUCGUUCAGUGGUUCGAUAGAACUUGUUUUGCUUUUUGGUGGUUGUCUGAAGAAUAAUAACAAAGCUUUUCAUGCGGUUUUUACGGCAUUUUAAAAGCCUUUAUAUCCGUUUGCGGUGUGUGAAUAUUGUUAACAGGCAGCACCUCAAGGACACUAAAUACUGCAAGGAAGCGACAAUAAGCCAUAGCUGGUUGUCCAAAAUGCUAAAUACGAAAUGUGUGCGAAAUGCUCAGACCCAGCAUGGAGAUGCGGGAGUGGAUGUGGAGAAUAUCUUCCUGUACCGGUCCAUGUUGGCCACAAUUACUGGGAGCUCGACCUUGUUAACAGAUGCUCCUGGCCAUCCUGCAUCUCCCCAGUGCGUUUGGUUUCAUGAUUUCAGAGGGCCGGAGCCCACUGAUGAGGGCGAUAGUCAGGGUCCUGGUCAGACUUUGGAAGAGCCAGACAAAAAAGAAGAGGUACAAGUUCCGGAAAAACGAAAGACCGACACCCCCGAGGAUGGUUCAAAGGCCAAAAGGGUCAAGUUAGAUGGCAAUGAAUCCAAAACAAAGCGACCUGGUUUCAGUGACGAAAGAUAUGACGAAACUUCAUAUUAUUUUGAAAAUGGCCUUAGAAAAGUAUAUCCUUAUAACUUCACCUUCACUACCUACGCCAAAGGUCGGUGGGUGGACGAAAAGAUUUUGGAUGUCUUCAGUCGCGAGUUUAGAGCUGCCCCACCAGAAGUAUAUGAACGCAGCUUGGAAGCUGGGAAACUGACUGUCAACAAUGAAAAAGUUCCCAAGGACUACAAAAUCAAGCACAAUGACCUGCUUGCCAAUGUCGUUCAUAGACACGAAGUCCCUGUUACUUCACAGCCAAUUACCAUAGUUUACAUGGAUAAGGAUAUUGUGGUGGUAAACAAGCCUGCAUCGAUACCUGUACAUCCGUGUGGACGAUACAGGCAUAAUACUGUGGUUUUUAUUCUCGCCAAGGAGCACAAUCUCAAGAACCUGAGAACAAUACAUCGAUUGGAUCGCCUCACUUCUGGGCUACUUUUAUUUGGGCGUACCUCGGAUAAAGCUCGGGAACUGGAGCAACAAAUCCGGAACCGACAAGUUCAAAAAGAAUACGUGUGCCGUGUAGAAGGACGAUUUCCCGAUGGAAUUAUUGAAUGCUGUGAGCCAAUCGAUGUGGUGAGCUACAAAAUCGGUGUCUGUAAGGUCUCCCCCAAAGGCAAGGACUGCAAGACGACGUUUCAAAGAAUCGGAGAAGUUGGCGACUGUAGCAUUGUCCAUUGUAAACCACUUACAGGACGAAUGCAUCAAAUCAGAGUGCAUUUACAAUAUUUAGGUUACCCUAUUUCUAAUGAUCCCCUCUACAACCAUGAAGUUUUUGGUCCCCUAAAAGGUCGAGGCGGAGACAUUGGAGGCAUAAGCGAUGAACAGUUGAUAAAUAAUUUAAUUGGCAUUCAUAAUGCAGAGAAUUGGUUGGGCAUUCAAGAUGAGAAUGGGCCGGCGAGAGCUGCUCCUCCAAAAGAAGUACAAGAAACUGUACGAAACGAGCCAACAAACACUGUUUCCACUCAGACUUGCCUUGACGAACCCGACAGUUCUUAUGAUCCUAAAAAAAACACUUCCGACCCCCAUUGUAGCGAAUGUAAAAUCAACUAUAGAGACCCAGAAGAAAAGGACUUGGUUAUGUACUUACAUGCUUGGAAAUAUAGGGGUAUUAACUGGGAAUAUAAAACUGAGUUGCCCGACUGGGCUUGUGAGACGAAUAUUAAUUAUGAUCAGCUGUGAAUAAUUACAUAGAAUAAAGUUUCAAAAGGUGUCUUGAUGUUGAGCUUUGUUUAAGAAAACAAAUUAAAAAAUUGCACAUAUUUUUAAAAAGAAGUAUAGUAAGCACAUAGUAAGCACAUAUUUUUAAAGAAAAGUAUUUUUUACUUAAAGUUUCAAUACCAUUUUCUACAAUGUCAUUGAAUUAUCUGACAAACUAUUUUUUGUAUUUUUAAAAUGUUUUACAUAUUUUUGAUAUCGGUUGGAUUUUCCCAAAUUCUUCAGUCACACACUCGUCCAGUAUUGAUUCUUAAUCCAGCAUCUCUCGACGAAUACUUGGAUCAUGGAGAUGUGCUUUUGGAAUACUAUUCUCCUCCUUGUAAUUCCUGUUCCAGGACACCGUCAUCAUUGGAUAAUCUGGGGGACAGCCUGAAUUCAAGUACAUCAUUGACUCUUGCGGCAAUCGAUUGUGAGGCACAUUUUCAAUAUUGCUUAAAAAAGAAAAUACGACGAUACCCGCAAUUGUCGUAUAUUAAACGGAGCUCUGGAAAGAUGGAAAAUACGAAACAUAUAAAGGAAUUAUUUGAUUUUAUGGCCCAACAUAACAUUUCAAUUAAAACCUUUGAGGUCGCAAGUCUAAAGUUCUCUCAUCCACAUUCGCCAUUUCCGUCCGCUUUCUGUGUGCCUGGUCAUGUUUUUUACCUUAAACCGAACAGAUUCUAUUCAUCUAUUUCCAAAGGAAAAUACUUUAUUAAGUUUUUUUCGCCAUACUGCAUAUUCUGCAAAAGAUUUGAACCAAAAUGGAGAGACCUGGCUGCAAAUAUGGCAAAUGUAACGAGUCUUUGCAUUGCCGAGUACGAUUGUACAUCUGGAAUGGACAUUUGCAAAGAACUGAAUACCACUCGUGUGCCUUCUUUGGUAUGGUUCGAAGAUGGAAAGUUAGUGAAAACAUAUAAGGGGACUCGUCACGCAUCCCAGAUUGAGUUGUUCGUUGGCGAAAUGAUGGGGGAUUAUAAAGUAUUAGCGCGGUCGAGAUCUCACAAAAUUAUUAAUGGAAAUAAAUUAAUAUUAUUUAUGCUUAUUAUAAAAA
Drosophila ananassae is the source of this 2848-nucleotide messenger RNA. RefSeq names its product RNA pseudouridylate synthase domain-containing protein 2 (gene RluA-2). Gene Ontology annotation, molecular function: pseudouridine synthase activity; RNA binding. Bases 79 to 1782 code for a protein of 567 amino acids. The record is from RefSeq and is a predicted model, not a curated record. Gene Ontology annotation, biological process: pseudouridine synthesis. The transcript has 10 exons. NCBI's taxonomy places the organism in Eukaryota, Metazoa, Arthropoda, Insecta, Diptera, Drosophilidae.